Molecule: messenger RNA, 1299 nt
Organism: Prorocentrum cordatum
Lineage: Eukaryota; Dinophyceae; Prorocentrales; Prorocentraceae
Source: the annotation of a GenBank genome assembly
AUGGGCGUCGAGGUUUGCGCGUCUUCGGCUUUGCGUUCGUCGGAGCUCAUAAACCACUCGGGAAAAGGAGGGGCCAAGUCGAGGAGGGCGGGGAGAAUCCCCCCCUGCCACCCCCAUGUGGACAAGCGUACGGGGUCGUUCGAAAGUAUUGGACUGGCGACGGCAUCGAUCGUAUCCCCAUUGUUCGCGUGUAAGUCUCAGACGGGCCAAAGCCGAAGAUUCGUUAUGUCCCUUUCGAUUGAUAACCGUGCCAAGGCCCAGCUGAUCCGGGAACAUUUGUUCUUGUAUUCUUCGGAGGCGCAGUUUAGGGGCGUUGUUUGCGAGGUGUCUUUGCACAAGCAAGUCGUGGAUGACCUUGCCCUUUGCACCAAACCGAGCGACAGUCCGCCGCUCGGGCCUUCAGCUACGAUGAUGGUGCAGUUCAUGAAAGAUCAUCUCUCUCAACCGGAGUGUUUGUGGAGCGUGCCUGCAGAGAUGCUCGGCAGGGCUGCCAGGGCUGCUCUCCCAGGUAGUUUGCACGCUCUGGCUGACGACAUCGCGGCAGCUUGCAACGCUCCAAAUGUCGAUUGGCAACAGCCGCAGGAUUUGGCUUUCGUGAGAGUGCUUGAAGCGAGGCCCGAGAAUCGAAAGCUCGCGGCGUCCUUGGACGCAGAGAAUAACAAGUGGUGCAUUCGGCUGCAGAGGCUGGAAGUCCGGAGCGCUUUGCCUGAGUACAAGGCCGUGCACCUCACGGAGACGGCAGCGAGUCCACACGAUGUUGACUUGGCCAACUUUUGCGCGCUUGCGGACAUCGGUAAGAUCUUCAGGUGGCGCAUUGUUAUGAAGGCCGCGCGGCCUGAGUUGAGGGAGGAUCUGACCGCGCGCCUGGACACUCUGGGCGCGAUGAUGCCAGCGCGUCAGGAUGACGUUCCCAUAGUUUCACAGCCGGACUUGGAAGCAGGCAUCGGCGUGCCUGCGAGUGACGGUGCCCUGGCCCUCAGGACGAAAGGCAUCAUGGCUAAUUUCUGCCGUUGUGUCCAUGGCGCCAAUAUCGAAGUCGUGGACCAAUGGGUGUCAUGUCUGUCGAUGGAGACAUAUGACUUGCACACCCUCAACAUCAUGAUCGACUUGGGCAUGCUCCAGGAGGCCGUGGAUGACUUCGGCGAGCGGAUGGUGAAGCUCAGCCCUGAUGCUUUGGUUUGGACGCCGACCAAGGUGGCGCGCAGGGAGGAGGUGAUGCCGAAUAUCACUCGAGAGACAGGCAACGAACAAACCCCAACUGCUCUGCGAUUUGAUUCGCCAAGGGUGGGCUUUGAGUGA